Molecule: messenger RNA, 1981 nt
Organism: Anopheles stephensi (Asian malaria mosquito)
Lineage: Eukaryota; Metazoa; Arthropoda; Insecta; Diptera; Culicidae
Product: calcium-independent phospholipase A2-gamma-like
Exons: 5
Coding region: 116-1519 (467 amino acids)
Biological process (GO): arachidonate metabolic process
Cellular component (GO): membrane
Source: RefSeq, a predicted model, not a curated record
UUGACCAACUGUAUCGUCUUCGGUCCGAUGUAAACAACACAGUUGACGUUUCUGUUACACAAUUUGGUCGAUCUCGGUUUUGUGCAGAGGUAUGUUUUGAUACUCGAAAAAAGUAAUGUCCAGCUGGAGGACUGUUGGUAUCCGUUCGCCAAUAUUUACCAGUGGAAAGGUACUGCGAACCACACCACAACAAUGGACCAUCAAUCGUCAGCAAAACCGCCAAAAUCAGUCGCAAACGCGACAUGCUCUGCUGGAUUUGCGGCGCAAGGCAAUACCAGUUGAUAGGCAGCGGCAGGUACUGUACGAGCUGGUGGAAAAGUUCGAAAAGUUCCCGCAGGAGAAAGCGUUCGCGAUCGAGGAGGGUGCCAUCGAGCUGCUGAAGGAACUGGAACACUCGACCGAUCCCGCAAUAACGCAACAUGCAAAGCUCGGUCUGGCGCUGCUUGGCUACGUACCAGCGCUUCCGAGCGAAGGAAUUCGCAUCUUGAGCAUCGAUGGAGGUGGCAUCCGGGGUAUCAUCGUUAUGGAACUGCUGCGUAAACUGGAACGCCUUACGAACCGCAGGAUAUUCGAUCUGUUCGAUCUGGUGUGUGGCGUUUCGACCGGAGCCAUUUUGGUGUGCGCAUUGGCCUCUGAAAAAGGGCUCACGCUAGCGGAAGGUAUCCAUCUGUACAAAAAGAUAGCCUACAAGAUCUUCCAUCGUCCCUCGACGCUGGACAAGCUAUCGGGCGCUUCACGCUUGUUUUCGUCGCACGCGUACUACGACAUCGAGCUGUGGGAGUCACUGCUCAAGCGACAUGUCGGGUACCGUCGUAUCAUCGACACGGUGAUGCUUCCAAACGUGCCGAAGUUCUGCUGUGUUUCGACUACCGUGUGCGAUGAGCAGAUCGAUGCGCACGUAUUCCGCAACUACACGAUGCCCCAGAACGUACAGUCCGUGUACGCCGGCUCACACACGGCACGGCUGUGGGAAGUGGUACGAGCUUCAUCGGCGGCGCCCGCCUACUUCGGAGAUUUCCCACUGAACGGGCAGCUCCAUCAGGAUGGUGGCAUCCUGUACAACAAUCCCACGACCGUGGCCAUCCACGAAGCCAAAUGUUUGUGGCCAAACGAACGGAUCCAGUGUGUGGUAUCGUUCGGUACGGGGCGAACCCGGGGCAAAUCGAACGAUGGCCAAAAAAUCAUUAGCCGCAAAUUACUCGACCAAGCCGCCCUGUCCAGCUCGUGGAAGACAAAGUUCUUGCGCAUUCUCGAUUCGGCCACGGACACCGAGGCAGCGCACACUGUGCUGAGCGACCUGUUGCCACCGGGCCACUACUUUCGCUUCAAUCCGUAUCUGACGGAGUUCCUGUCGAUGGUGGAAGUGCGGCCGGAGAAGAUCGCCCAGCUGGAGAAGGAUACGGCCAUGUACUAUGCACGCAAUGAGGACAAGUUCGAGCAGGUGGCCGAUCUGCUGACACGCAAAAGAUCAAUCGCACGCAAAGCGUACGAUGUGGCGCGACAUGUUUUCUAUCGUUAGGGGAAAAAAAGGCAUGUCGCGCGUAAAGAGGUUUUGUUCUGCUAAUUCCAAAGAUUAUUUAGUAUUCCAAGCUAGAGGACGAAAGCUCUACGUCUCGCUAUCAACACCUUACGAUAUUUGCUCUGUUUUGAAUCUGGUUUUCAUGGACCGGAAGCUGUAUUAACAGUCGUGCCUCACGCGUAGGUGAACAAUUCAGGUUUUAUUUCGGUAUUAUUCACGGUUUAGUAUUGCAAGCCUUAAGUUUGUGUUUUACGUGUUAAGUAGCUUCGCUACCGGUUUGUUUAACGACUUUACUAUGAAUUGUGUGAAUGUGUACAUGUUUGUGUGUAUAUGAUUCUGUUGAAAGUCUCAAAUAAAGGUUUUUGAACGCUUAGUGACCCUUGAACCGAGAAGAUGAUUGUAAAAGCACCAAUCACCUAGGGGUUUAAGCAAGAAAUAUAGCUAUUUCAUCUAUUUAACCAA